AUGUUUCGUGCUACCGGACCCCUCGCUGCAAGUCACCUCAACGAUUUCGGCUCUACUCUCGCAGAAACUAUGGCACCAGUUUACAGCGAAAGCCCGAGGCUAGACUCAAGGCGCAAGCAAACUCUUCUCAGUCUUCUUGAUGCUUUGCACGAGUUAAGUCAAGACGACGUGCUCGGUCGAGAUCUGAACCAGAGUCCAAGUUUCGAGGAUGAUAGAGAUGUUCCUACCGUCGACGAGCACCUGCAAGUAGCUGGAGCAGAGUCGUUCAACAGAUUUCAGAAGAAGGUAAACAAUCUGGAUAAAGAGCUCAGGAAUUUUGCCAACGCAUCUCGCCAACUGGGUAGUUCAGUCGGCAUUCUCUCAUCUGCAUUCCGUCUGCGGGAACGCCUAGCUCAAAUCCUCUUCUUAUUUCGGGAAAAUGCAGCGAAUUUAUUCCCUCGUAAAGUCUCACGUCAACCUCGCGAAUCUCUGGUUAAUCCGAAUAUCAUGGAUCGGCGAAAGAAACCUGCUCGCCGCAAAAAGACACCGCCCGGUGUGGGACGGCCCGUCGUGGAUGAUACUUUGGAUUCAGAACUUUUCCCAGAGCAGCUCCAGAGCUUUGCGACCGAUGUUAUGACGUUUCUAAAUUGCCUUAACGAGUUUCCAGAAUUCACAGAUGAAGCUGUCAAUGCUUCCAUACGAUCUUUUGAAGGUGAUCUAAUGUAUUGGGCAUCUUGUCUUCAAGCAUACAAAGGACAAUUCAAAUAUCCUGCUGUACAGCGGUAUAUCCACGAUCUUACCGCGGAAAUGGGGGAACAUAUUGAUAGCAUCAGCAGUACCAUGUCAAUGUUCAUUGAGAUUGGUGUCCCUACUAUUCGCUUCGCACAAAAGCACGGGGCUUCUAACUUACUGAAUCUCUCUACUGUUGCGACAUUCUUCUCUGCUGUCACGGCCACUACCCUUCAAUUCUCGUAUAGCCAAACUGGUGAUGUGAUCUCGGACUCGGUCAAUGCGUUUUGGUUCUCCUCUCUGGUUUUUAGCAUAGCGGCUGCCGUGAACAGUUUACUUGGCCUUACCUGGAAGCAAGCAAUGUAUAGGUCACCUGGUCAUCGGGUCCCUUGGUGGGUGCUGAUAUGGAUUAAACGCUCUCCUCUUGUGUUUCUUGUGAUGUCCGUGGCCUGCUUCUCCGCUGGGCUCGUGCUGUUCACGUAUUCCUCGAAUCAGGGGCGCGUUACCUCCACUAUCACCACAGUGUUCACCGCGUUUACUUCAUUCGGCCUCGCAGCCGUAUCGGCAUGGUUUGCUUCUGAAAAAUGGAUUUUCGUUCACCACCGCGGUCAAAAGUGGCUUUCAGAUGUCUUAACUGACUCAUCAUCGCACUUUUUUCACCUUCGCAUUGUUGUAGUUCUGAAGUCUGCCUUCUCAUGGAGCAACGGGCGCCUACGUGCGGCGGGUCACUCGCUUCGCAGAAUGCCUUCACUAACAGCCAGCCUUCUGACACCAGGUACAGAGAAAGCAGAGGAGAAGUUGACGGGGAACUCGAUCUUGCCCAUCUCUCGUACGCCCGAGCCGCUAUCUCCUGUGAGGGAAACCAGCCAUGAUGAUAUUGGGUCAUUUGGGCCCCCUGACGUGUGCUCACGCCCUGGUUCUCCGGGGUCAGAGCAAAGUGAUCAGGCAUCUGAAUGUCCUCCUAGCCCCAGGGAUCGUCUCACACAUGCCAUUCGGUCCGUCAUCAUGUUACAAGCAGCUUCCGCUCCCAUGGGACCUUUUGCGCCUCGCCAACGGACGAUGUCGUCGACGUUAACAGGAAAAGGAUCUGACAUAUCUCGUGGUCGGACCUCUUUGGAACCCUCCAUGUCAAUGCGUGGAUCUCGUGUCGCUACUUUGAUCCCAAAACUCAAGAGCUUAGUAGCUACACAGGACUUGGUUGCUCACACGGCUCUUGUUAGACAUCUACAGUUCUCACCUAAUGGUAAAUUCUUGGCAACAUCCAGCUGGGACAGAACGUCUGUCAUAUUCCGUAUCGGGGAUCCUCACGCUUCUCAUCGUACCCUUGCGCAUGCCCAAGGCUUUGUUAGUCAAGUAGCCUGGUCACCUACAGGUCACCUUCUACUCACAAAGCUCAAUCGUGGUAUCAAAGUUUGGACAGAGGAAGGAGUUUGUAAGAAGACCAUAGACCGUCACCGCGCUGUACAGUCUAUAGCCUGGCUUCCUGGGGGUGAAGAAGCAUUCCUGUCUGUCGAGGGAAGUGAAGUGAUCAAGCUUGACCUCGAUGGCAAAGUAUUGGAUGUCUAUGGAUUUCAAAGGAUGAUGUUUCAUGAUAUCGCUGUCACCCCUGACUCUCAACGGUUGCUUGGCGUUGGACCACUGUUAACUUCUCCGAGUGGACUACAACCUAGUAAAUCCAGAGUAGAGAAGCAGCUUCUAGUGUAUAACAUGGAAACAAAGCAGGUCGAGAAUCAAACACCUGUGCUCAGCGAUGUGCGGCAUAUAACGCUAGCUCACAGUGGCCUUGUAGCGCUGGUAUCUUAUGAGAACAAGGCUCCUCCACAACUUUGGAAAUUAGAAAUGAUCAGAGGACAAAUGGAUAAUACAGUGACGACUGCCCGACUCACGCUACGACAUACCUACAUGCCAAAUGUGCCUGUUGACUUUGCUGGUCCUAGCUACUUCGGAGGUAAGGACGAUCAGCUGGUACUCUGCGCUGGGAAGGCCGGUGAUAUACACAUCUGGGAUCGAGAAUCUGCUGUUCUGCUCCACCAUGUCCGAGCUCAAGCAUUAGGUGGUGAUCUAACAUGUAUAGCCUGGAACCACGCUGCCGACAACCCAUUCAUGUUUGCGACUGGAAGCCACGAUGGUGCCGUUAGAAUUUGGACAUCCAGUCGCGAAUUCCGCCCAGGCGACAGCGGCAUCUUACCUUUGGUGGAACAACCUAUGCCCUACACGUCGACACCACGCUCUAUGACACUAGCUGACAUGGUUUUCCGCACAGAUAGCUCCCUUCCCCAUGGAGAAUACACGUCGCAGCCACUGACACUAAGCCCUACCACGGAAGAAGACGGAUUUCAAUUUGGAGGAUCGGUGUCAUUUGUCCCUCCUGAAGCUCCAGAUAUAGCGUGA
Serpula lacrymans var. lacrymans S7.9 is the source of this 3099-nucleotide messenger RNA. RefSeq lists its product as uncharacterized. NCBI's taxonomy places the organism in Eukaryota, Fungi, Basidiomycota, Agaricomycetes, Boletales, Serpulaceae. The transcript has 22 exons. The coding region runs from base 1 to 3099 and encodes 1032 amino acids. Gene Ontology annotation, molecular function: protein binding. Gene Ontology annotation, cellular component: GID complex. The record is from RefSeq and is a predicted model, not a curated record. Gene Ontology annotation, biological process: proteasome-mediated ubiquitin-dependent protein catabolic process.